Messenger RNA from Serendipita indica DSM 11827, 7083 nucleotides. Lineage: Eukaryota; Fungi; Basidiomycota; Agaricomycetes; Sebacinales; Serendipitaceae. The record is from the annotation of a GenBank genome assembly.
AUGCUGCGGUUUAUCAGCCAUAUUCCUUGUCCUCAGCCGGAUCCUCCUCAAGAUGAGAGUCGUGUACAACGGAUGGCCACUUCCAGCCUCAACUUGGCGAAGGAAUCCGAAGGGAUGGAUAUACUUUCUCCUCUCAAGGAAGCACUUAAGGCAACAACAUCAAUUCUCGAAGGUAUCCAAGCCAUCGACGAUAAUCAAGAAGAGUGGAACGACUUAGCGCAGUGUCUAGUUCAAUAUAUGACUGCAAUUGAGAAUCAAGUCGCCUAUCUCGAGAAAUAUCCCGAAGGAGAAAGGGCGGUAGACGAGACGCUCAGUCGGCCACUCACUCGCUAUGUGGAGUUACUCGAGGAUUUCCAUGGGAAGAUUACCAAUCAUAGGCGUAGGCGCAGUCGCCUCGCAUUUACUGCUAUGACUAAAGUAAAGCUUGAUGCGGGAGUGGUUCGUAAAUUCAAUCAUGACGUCGAGCAUCAGCACAAUCAAUUCAUGCACUCAUUGUGUCUUUUCACCGGGCAACGCGUUCAAAUGAUUGGACGAAGCACCAAAGCGUCGUCGAGUGACGCGCAGAUUGACAUAAAUUCCAUCCUUCAGCUACCAAUGGUAGCAUUCGUCGCAUCUUCGGUCCACAGGACAUGUUUGCCCGGCACGCGUCAGGCGAUACUUCAGGUGAUAUCAAAUUGGGCCGCGGAAGAUAUCUCAAGGACGCCGAUAUUCUGGCUUUGUGACAUAGCGGGGUCUGGCAAAUCCACAGUCGCAAUGUCCGCAUCGGAAUUCUGGCAGGCACAGCGAGUCUUAGGAGCCCAGUUCUUCUUCUCCUUAGACAGCAGCGAGUGUUCUAGCACAGAGAAAUUCUGGUCCACUAUAGCCAGAGAACUUGUGCAACGAAUGCCCGAGCUAGCGCCACAUAUUGCUGAUGCCGUGAAACGCAAUCCUGCUAUUAUGCGGAGCCCCUUUCACGACCAGCUCCAAGAACUCGUCAUCAAUCCACUUCGACAUCGAAAAAAUCGCGUUAUUCUCGUCAUCGAUGCCGUUGACGAAUGCAAGUCCGAAAUGCAGAGAAAGGAGCUUAUGGAAAGUGUCAUUAUGGCCGUUCGUGGGAGUCAAACCCUCAAAAUACUCAUCACCAGUCGGCCAGAUCCCAUCAUUGAAGCCACCCUCGGGCCGUUCAUGACCAAGGUGAAGAUGAAAGACCGCCUCCACGACAUAGAACAUCGCGAUAACAUUGACGACAUUGCGAACUAUGUACACCAAUCACUGGAAGGUGUGUUAUCGCCCGAGAAGAGGAGACGAUUGGUCCAAAAAGCCAAUGGACUGUUCAUCUGGGCUAGCACUGCAUGUCGAAUGCUCAAGAGCACAACCUCGUGGGAGAAACCUGAGAGCACAUACAGCCGUCUGAUCUCGGCCGAUCAACCUGGAGACAUUGAUGAUGUAUACGCUCUUAUCUUUGAGCGUACAGAUCCAAAGUUCUACACAACCAUGUGUAGCACGCUUGCUCUACUCCUUGCGACGUUCGAGCCACUCACAGUCGGCGAAUUAGAUGACCUUCUAAGGGAUAUAGGGAUCCGCGGGAGUGCCGAGGCGUUGGUACGCAACCUGGGAAGUGUAAUCACCCAGGAUCCGAGUACAAAUUUGGUCUACUUCCGCCAUCCCACCUUCGUCGAGUACCUUCGGCGUUGCUGCAUUCCUUCCGCAUUCGAUAAUGGGAGCAAUAUCUAUAUCGACAUAGCAAAAGCACAUGGUCAACUGGCGUGGUGGUCUUUCAAAUACCUCAAGUCGCGGACCGAAGGACUCAGGUUCAACAUAUGUGAAAUCGAGUCGUCCUUCCACCGGAAUAGCGAUAUCCCGGACCUCGAGGACAGAGUUUCGAAGUCUAUCUCGAGAGAACUUCGAUAUGCGAGCCACCAUUGGACGUUCCAUGUGGCCAGAACCGACGACAAAUGGAAACGUAACCUGAAGAACGAACUCCAGCACAUCAGUAAAGCUCCAUAUGCGCUGUACUGGAUGGAGAUUCUGAGUUUUACUAAGGCGUUAGCCCGAGGGAUAGCCGGCCUUCGAGCUGUUGCACAUUGUACAGCCAUUGAAGAGGAGACGAAAGAUCGCUUGAUCGAUGUUCGUCGAUUUAUGAUGGCCUUUUCAACACCCAUCUGUGAUAGUACUCCACAUAUCUACUUAUCGGCCCUGCCAUUCAGCCCUAUCAAAUCCAUGCUGCAUAUAGAGGGCCUCAAGCAGUUCCAAAAUACUCUCAGCGUUAUCAAAGGUCUGGAAGAGCAGUACCGUGAACUACCAGAGGCUCUUGAAGGACACCAAGGACCGGUUUUGGCCACCAUAUUAUCACCAGACAACUCCAUGAUCGUUUCUUCUUCGGGAGACAAGACUAUUCGGAUGUGGGAUGCUGACACUGGCCUGCCAUUAGGAGAACCGCUCCGAGGUCAUGAACGCUGGAUCAGAAGCAUCGCAAUCUCACCUGACGGGUCUCGAAUUAUCUCCGGUUCAGAUGACAGUACGAUACGAUUGUGGAAUGCAAACACUGGCCAGCUGUUGGGGGAGCCACUUCGGGGCCAUGAGCUCGCAGUCAAUGCCGUGGCAUUCUCUCCAGACGGCUCUCGAGUCGCCUCUGGCUCAUCUGACACAACUAUAAGACUGUGGGAUGCGGGCUCUGGCCUGCAGUUGGGGGAGCCACUUCGAGGCCACCAAGCGUGGGUCAAUGCGGUCGCAUUCUCGCCGGACGGCACCCAAAUUAUUUCUAUCGCAGACAACGGAAGGAUGCUAAUGUGGGAUGCGGACUCUGGUCGACUGCUAGGAGAAUUACCCCAAGCUCCCAACACUCGUGGCAUCACAGUAGCUGUAUUCUCACCAGACGGCUCUCAUAUUGCUUGUGGCUUGGGGGAUGCGACGAUACAAUUGUGGAAUACGUGUACUGUUCAAUCAUCGGGACAGCUCUUCCCCCGAGGGCACAAAGAUCCCAUCAAGGCAAUUGCAUUCUCGCCGGACGGCUCUUGGAUUGUUUCGGGUGACCGCAUGGGGACAAUACGAUUGUGGAAUGUAGAUACUGGCCAGAUGCUGGGAGAGGCACACCGAUGUCUCGGCUGUUCCAUUACCCGCGCAGUUUUCGAUGGGAAUCACGCUCACGUACAAGAGCUCCCAUUCCACGGUCACAGAGCUAUUAUAAAUGCCAUUGCUUUCUCAUCAGACGGCUCACGUGUUGUCUCUGGUUCAGGGGACCAGACGAUUCGAAUCUGGAAUGCGGACAAUGGCCGAGCUCUAGGAAAGCCACUCCUAGGUCACAAAUCGUCGAUCUGUGCCCUUGGAUUCUCGUCCGACGGGUCGAAGAUUGUUACUAGUUCCUACGGCUGCACAGUUCAGCUGUGGGAUGCACAUACCGGUCAACCGCUAGGAGACGCGCUUCGCGGCCAACCGUUAGAAGACCCUCUUCGAGAGCAACCCCUAGCGCAACAACUUCGCGAACGCCAGGGCCGUGUCGAAACAUUGGUUUGCUUGGAAAAUGGCACGAUAUUAUUUCCUGACUUGAGUGACGAAGCAACUCAAAUCCGGGAUUUAUACACUGGCGAGCCAUUAGGACAGCCCCUCCGAGACCAUACACGUUGGAGUUAUCUCAUAGCAUCUUCCCCAGAUGGUCGAUACAUCAUCUCUAGGUCUCUUGGUAAUGCGAUUCGAGUGUGGGACGUAUAUACUGGCUUCCCAUUCGGGGUACCAGUGCCAGAUCCCGAGCGGUCGAUUAAAGCAGUCGCAGUUUCAAAAGAUGGCUCAAAACUUGCACUUUGCCUGGGUAAUGGCACGAUUCGGCUCCAGUAUGUCCGCACUGGUCAGCAGCUAGGCGCGCUUCUCCAAGUGCCCAACGCUCGGAUGACCGCUGUCGCAUUUUCAGCGGAUAGUUCGCGCAUAGUCUCUGGCUCAUCUGACCGGACUAUCAGACUUUGGGAUGCGGAUACUGGUCGGGCGCUGGGAAAGCCGAUCCGAGGCCACCAGGCGUGGAUCGAUGCCGUGGCGUUCUCUCCAGAUGGCCUUCGAAUCGCUUCUAGUGCAAGGGACCAUACGGUUCGGAUCUGGGACGUGGAGAAUGAUGUGAGCUCAAACGAGACCAGCAUGCAAUGGAGUGAUUCAAAUAUCAUUUCGACCUCGCCAGAUACUCCGUUUAGAAUCUCCGUACCUGGAUUCGAAGAAUGUUCACUUUCGCAGGACGGCUGGGUUCAAUCAUCCGGGAAGCUUCUCUUCUGGGUGGGGAACGAUCUACCUGUCCGACGGUUCGCCUCUGGUCUCUUUGUCUUGGACCUGACGUCGACCACGAUGGCCGGUCGUAUCAAGGCCAUCGACAAGUCAUCUGUACACCGGAUAACGUCCAGCCAGGUUGUCGUAGAUCUUCAAACGGCGGUCAAAGAGCUCGUUGAAAACGCGUUGGACGCGCAUGCGACGUCGAUAGAAGUCAGAUUCAAGGAGUACGGUCUCGCUGCGAUAGAGGUCAUCGACAAUGGAACAGGAAUUUCGCCAGAGGAUUACGAGGUCGUCGCUCUGAAACAUCAUACUUCAAAGCUCUCCAAAUUUGAGGAUCUCACAACGGUUGACACAUUUGGCUUCCGCGGAGAGGCCCUAGCGUCCCUUUGUGCACUUUGUGAUCAUGUUACGAUCACAACGGCCACGGAAGACUCUGCUCCAAUGGGAACAGUUCUCCAACUUGACCGUCAAGGACGGGUAGUCGAUCGCAGUGGGCGUAUGGCUCGGCAACGGGGAACGACGGUCGCCCUCUCAGGCCUCUUCAUGCCUCUCCCAGUCAGGAGAAAAGAGUUAGAGCGCCAUGUGAAGAGAGAAUAUGGCAAAGCACUCAAUCUUCUGAGCGCGUAUGCGCUCUUCCCCAGUCUUGGGAAACACGGGAUCAAGCUGUCAGUUUUUCAUAUAUCAGAGAACGGAAAGCGACAAAGUCAGAUUCAAACAGACGGCUCGAACAGCCUUCGGAACGCCAUUUCUUCUCUAUGGGGAUCCAAAGGUUCGGAAAACACCGUGGCCCUCUCUCUUGACCUCCUCGUGGCGCAAGAUGCCGCGACUCUGAAGAAACGGGGCCUACCGAUGGAAGAGCUCAAGAUCAACGUCUCUGGGAUCGUCUCCAAGUUUGCCGUCGGAUGUGGCCGUUCUAGUAGUGACCGCCAAUACUUCUUUGUCAAUCGACGACCAUGCAACCUUAGCAAGGUCCAAAAAGCGGUUAACGAAGUCUAUAAAACGUUCAACGCGACACAGAGCCCUCUUCUCAUUCUCGACUUUACAGUACCCACUGCCGCCUGCGAUAUCAAUGUCAGUCCUGAUAAACGCACAAUCUUUGUUCAUGGUGAGCAGAAUCUGAUAGAGUCACUCAAGGUGGCACUCUCGGAUCACUUCCAGCCUAGUCGCUCUACCUUUUCAGUCGCUGAGUUACCUGAAAGCAACAUAAAUAGGCGUUCCUUGACGACGAAACAUCUCGAAGCGACACUCGCUCCUUCGUCUAGUCCAGAACGAUCAAUCUCGUCUGAUCUCAUACCUCAGACACAGCCCAAUCCCUUUCCUCUUCCCCAGUCCGACUCUGACCCUAUUGCGAUCACCGAACACGAGGCACCGAAACCAAACCCGUCAAAAUAUGAAGAUGACGAGGUCCUAGCCAGCAACCACACCACAUUUCCAUCAACAUCGAGACAAGGUUCUGCCCCAGAAGCUGGCCGGCACAGCAAGCUCGCAGGGACAAGGUCUCGCUCCCAAUCUCCUGAAGCCGAAGUGGUUUCCGAGAAGCGCACGGUACAAAUGGUUCUUGACACGACCGGUGCCUCCUGGUCUAUGAAAAAGACUGCCCCCCGUGGUCCCAAGAACGGGGUAGUUGGCCAACCAUUCAGACAUUUGUCGAAGCGAGCUAGCAACCUGGGGGAUCAACCGCGCGAAACUACUCUGGAAGUAGAGGAAGAACAACCUCUUCCUGAAAUAGCCAGUUUAAAGCCAUUAACCACGGACUCAACUAAAGUGGUCGCCGGCAGGCUAGUUCUAUCCAGCGACGAAGAAGUGUCUAUUGAGUACACCCGACCCCAACGCCUGAAGCGACGACGCUCGAGUGCAAUGUCGACCUCUUCCGAUGCCAGCCUGAAGAAGUCUACAGCUCCCAAUAAAGUUACUAGUGUAACACUCCCGCAUCCUAUGGGAUCGAAGUUAGGCCCUGUGGAAAAAAGCGGAGGUGAAGAGGAUAUAGUUGUGGCCGAGGAAGUCGUAAAAACAUCGAAUACGGUCGCACUCUCUAUAUCUGUCGACAUAGAGCGGAUAGCCAAUCUAUGGGGCUCACCAACCAAGGUCUCGCGCGGCGAGCGAGAAGAUGGGCCGACCUCUCGAAUGGACGUCGACUCUAUCACUCAAUCGGCGGAGACGAAUCCAAGUAACGAAGAAGAGUUGCUCUCCCGGGUCAUCAACAAGGCAGACUUUGGUCGGAUGGAGAUACUUGGCCAAUUCAAUCUCGGCUUCAUCGUUGUUCGUGCGCGAAGAAUGGAAGAUUCGAUGGACGACUUGUUCAUUGUCGACCAGCACGCUGCGGACGAAAAAUACAACUUUGAGACGCUACAGAUGACAACUCGAAUUGAGUCCCAGCGUUUGCUCAGACCGAGGCCUUUGGAGCUAUCUGCGGCUGACAAGAUCGUCGCCCUUGAGAACCUUGAUAUCUUGCAGAGUAACGGUUUUGAGGUAGUGGCCCAGAGUGGGUCAGAGGAAGUGAUCAACAGCGAUUUACUACUCGUGUCGCAGCCUGUCAGCAAGUCAACAGUCUUUGACCUGUCUGAUUUAUCAGAGUUGCUUCAUCUGAUGCAAGACAUACCAAAAGGAACGAUGGUGCGAUGUACCAAGGCGCGAGCCAUGUUCGCGUCUCGCGCAUGCCGGAAAAGCAUCAUGAUCGGUGAUCCCCUCACCAUCCCACAGAUGACUGCUGUUGUUCGACAUAUGGGUACCAUGGAUCAGCCUUGGAAUUGCCCUCAUGGGAGGCCAACGAUGCGGCAUAUGUACCGCAUGGACUCUGCGAAGAAGACACUAGGCGUCAAAAGGGAGAGACGAGUAAACUGGUCAAAGUUACAAUGA